CUUCGACCUACAAUUUAACGAAUUCAGUAGUAGCAAGAUUCGAGAAACGAUUAAAAUCGAUAGACGUCGAUGCGAUACGUCCGGUCGCGAAUAAAGUUAAUUUUCGUACUGGCGACUGCAACUACAUAGCCACUUUGUUGGUUGACGACAUCGCAGUAAUUUGUAUUGUCCGAGUCGUCUAAUAUCGGGUAACAGUUUAGCACGACUCUUGACGAUAACUCGCUGACGGAGUGAACAGACCGCAACAAUUGAAUCGUUUGACCCGUGUUAAUUGGCAAGUUACGGCAUCGCGAAUGAGAGAAGUUGACCAGAGGAGGAAUCGGUGUUCGCGUUAGUCUACAAUCUCGUUCGUUGGCUUCACGGAAUCUCGUGGUUGGUGCGAAGGUUUGCCGUUUCGCAUCCUCGACGGGGAUAAAAGUAUAAACGCGGAAGUGGAGCGUCAAGCGACGUUCGCGCGGCUUCGGCUCGAGACUGAGAUUCGAUAGAGUUUCGCGAUCGACAUCGAAAUCGUGUUAAUAAACGUGUCUUGACCGCAUUGGAUGAACGACAAACUAUGGUGACGAAUCGUGAAAUCGACGUGAAAAUCUUGACGAUAAACGCGAAAAACGACCACGAGGAUGGAACGGCGAACAUCGAAAGGGCGAUAUCGGCGACAGGGUACGGAACGUUCAACGUGUUGUUGCUUCUGGCAGCAUUGCCGGUCGCGUGGACCGGGAUCUUUGACACCACCACGACAGCCUUCAUUCUCGCUUCCGCCGAGUGUGACCUCCAACUUACUUUCUUCCGCAAGGGCGUUCUCGUUGCGUUCCCCUUUCUAGGAAUGGUGUUGACUAGUUUCAUAUGGGAUUACCUGACGCCGUACGUUGGAACGAGAAACCUGUUCAUUUUCGCGUUGUUCGCGGAUUCCAUUCUAAAUGUGCUAUCCAGCGCUGUCGACAAUUAUUACCUCUUUCUGGCAAUGAAAUUUCUUAGCGGUGUUUUGACGGGUGGACCGUUCUCGAUGGUGAUCGCCUAUUUGUCUGAGUUUCAUUCGGCAAAAUAUAAAGAAAGCUUCGCCAGAUGGGCAGGACUGGCUGUAAACGCGGCGAUCAUCGUCCCCGCGGCUAUCGGCUUUGUGAUUCUACCCUGGUCUCUUAACGUCGACGUCUUCUACCGACGAUACACCAGCUGGCGAAUCUAUCUGCUGAUAUGUUCGACUGUUCCGGUGUUAGGCCUGGUGACAGCAAGCGCGCUACCGCAAACACCCAAGUACCUGAUGGACAUCGGUAAACCCGAGGAAGCUAUGAAACUGCUCCGCAGAAUGUACUGCAUCAACAAGAGAAAGCCGGCAAACACGUUUCCGAUAAAAACGCUACUGGUAUGGGAAAACUCGCAGAUAUCGCGACAAUCCAUAUUCCAGGAAACUACCGAAAAAAUACGACUCUCCUGUUAUAAUACCAAACUGUUGUUCUCCAGUCCGUAUGUUCGCACCGUUGCCUUCCUUAAUUUCCUCCAGUUCGGCAGUAUGCUGGGGUUCAACACGAUGAGACUUUGGGUGCCGCACCUCUUCAUCAUUUUGAACAAUUUCGACGACGAAAAGUGGAACAAAGAUCGAGCGCCGACUAUGCGCGAGAUGCUCGAUCGUCGAAACGCUCUGCCUGCCAGGGACUAUCUAGAUUGCCCGGAAUUCCAGGACAUUUGCAUUACGUGGAAAAUCAACGCGGCAAUAUAUCAAAAUUCUACCCUAAUAGCAUUUACGGCAGUCUUCUUCUCCUUUCUUGCCGGCUUAAUAACCACCUGCAAGUUGCGAAAGAAACUGAUACUGGCUUGUUGCGUUACAGUUGCAGCUUUUCUAAUCUCGGUGGUAAGCAGCUUCGGAAUGAACUGGGCACAGCUUCCACCUUACAUGCUCACCCUCGCUGCUGCCAUCAUCGUGACGACAAGAAUAACGGGUAAUAUCGUUACCGCCGUGAACGUCGACGUUAUCCCGAUACCAUUAAGAUCCACCAGCCUCGCAAUGCUCACCACAGUUGGAAACGUAGCCGCUAUUUUAGGAAAUUUUCUAUUUUCCGCCUUGCUAGACGUCGAGUGUCUGGUCGCGUUCAUGGGAAUGGGUUGUUUGUUGCUCGCCUGCUUCUGCUUGUCUUUCUUUCAACCGAAACCCGUGAGGGAAACUUCGACGCAAGUUCUCCAAGCAUGAAGUGAACCACUAUACGGAUGAUGAACGUUUGUGCCAUUUUGAUCUUUCCACUCUCGAAAUGGAACGAUUGCUGGAAGAAGAGAAGGAAACGCAACAAUACUGUGAUAUCGUUUGGGAAUUAAAACGCUUCUUCUCGUUUUUCGAAGGAUCAAACGGACGGAUCGCUAUAUCAGACAGAACAAGUAGAAAUAUAUUUUUAUAAGCGUUAGAUAAAAAAAAGAAAGGAAAUAUCCUUUCUAUUUCUAUCGUCUAGUCUGACUUUUGAAAAAUUCUAAAUGCCACAUCCUUACUUACAUACAUAUGUGUUUGGCAUCGUUUCAAUCUUAGUUCUCGUUGUCUUUAUUAUCUCCUAUGCCUUAAUCAACAGAACAUACAUGAAAACUAUGCUCAAGUAAGAUUUAAUUAACGCCGAACGUCAAUUUGCGGACGUCAAUAAUGCGAAUAGAAAAACGAAGCUGCUGUGAUAGCCUUAACGUUAUACGUAUAGGAAAACCAUUCUAUCGGAAUCGAAGGUUACGCUGCUUGACGCUCGAUUAAGUUCAUGCAUCGAUAAAAUACAAUAAAACGUUUUUCUACUCGAAUUUCAUUGCAACAGAUAAGCAGGAACAAAGAAAGAGUUGCUCUGUACUAGAUAAAGGAUCCUUCUUUUCUUUCUUCUUUAUGUUCUUCUUUUUCAUCGAUAUUACAUGACUAUCGUUAAUGCAACUUUCAAAUUGGUGUUACAUGUUUGUCAAGUUACAGGCGAGGUAUUAUAUUUUUAAGGUAAUUGCGAUACUGAAUCUUUAUGCGAAAAUAUUUGCUUUUACGUCGCUCGCUUUUAACCACUUAACGUCCAGGCACGUAAUAUUACGUUGACGUGCUUUUAAAUAGGGAUCUUAAGUGGUUAAAGAACUAAAUUGUUUGUAUACUAAAUUAGCGAAAAAUUAUCAUUCUUAUACAUUCAACUGAUUCUUUGAGUGCAUGACCAGAAAUCUGAAAGUUUAGAUUCUCAAUCAAAAUGCUAUAAUUACUUCCUUUUUGUUAUCUACUUAAUUCUGUUACUGUAAAUUGUAAAUUGAAUGAUUCAAAACUGUAAUAACAUUUGAAAAAAUCUUAUCAGAAAAACCGUACACCUUUUAAAAACCGUACCUCUAGUGUUAUCUGGCGACGAACGGCGCAACUAACGAAACAGAAACUUGCUUAUUUUUCCUCUGUAAUAACCGAGUUUUACGAUUUAUUGGGGCGAGUAAGUACUAGAACCUUUUAUGGUCGUAAUGUAACUGAAACGAAGUCACGCGAGUUCGUUUAUAAAGCGUUAAAGUGGAUAAUUUGAAACGUUGCAUUUCGUUGAUUGUGGCGUCAUCGCGGAUUGAUAGUCACGUGCAUAGUUGACGCACUUGGCGCGGUCAUUUAAUUUGCAUAUGUCAUUCAUUCAUUCAUUCAUUCAUCAAUUGUUUAAGUUGAUUACAUCUGUUUCAAGAGAGUUUGCUCUCUUGAGCAUCGCAGAAACGGUACUAUCAAUACCAUCUACUGGUGCUAAAUUAUAACCAGAGAGCAAUCGCUAUUUUAUCGAUAUUGGUACACGAUCGAAGUUGAAAUUCUCCCACCUAAACCUUUAUACGCAAGUAGUGGGCGUGUAUUGUCAUUCUUCAGGCGAGCGCCUCCAACCAAGGUGGCACGAAAGAUCAAUGCUCUAUUGUAUAUACAUACAUAUCAAAUCGAUUUCGUUCAUUUCUUCGGGUUCCGUCAGAUGACACUAGCUGUUUCAUUUUCAAAAUGCUCAUCAAUGUAAAAUUAAAAGACACAGAGAAGAUCAGUUUUUCUUUUAUCCGACAAGA
Messenger RNA from Osmia bicornis bicornis, 3996 nucleotides. Its product is annotated as synaptic vesicle glycoprotein 2B-like. Gene Ontology annotation, molecular function: transmembrane transporter activity. Gene Ontology annotation, cellular component: membrane. Gene Ontology annotation, biological process: transmembrane transport. The transcript has 12 exons. NCBI's taxonomy places the organism in Eukaryota, Metazoa, Arthropoda, Insecta, Hymenoptera, Megachilidae. The coding region runs from base 554 to 2179 and encodes 541 amino acids. The record is from RefSeq and is a predicted model, not a curated record.